Molecule: messenger RNA, 10593 nt
Organism: Sus scrofa (pig)
Lineage: Eukaryota; Metazoa; Chordata; Mammalia; Artiodactyla; Suidae
Gene: HCFC2
Product: host cell factor C2
Biological process (GO): chromatin remodeling; regulation of DNA-templated transcription
Cellular component (GO): histone methyltransferase complex
Molecular function (GO): protein binding; transcription coactivator activity
Source: RefSeq, a predicted model, not a curated record
GGGGCGCGGUGCAUUGUGGGCAGAGGGGCGGGGGUUGGGAAGAUGGCGGCUCCCAGCCUCCUUAACUGGAGGCGGGUUUCCUCCUUCACGGGGCCGGUCCCCCGCGCCCGGCACGGACACCGGGCGGUGGCCAUCCGGGAGCUGAUGAUCAUCUUUGGAGGGGGCAACGAGGGCAUCGCGGACGAGCUGCACGUCUACAACACGGUUACGAAUCAGUGGUUCCUACCUGCUGUUAGAGGAGACAUCCCUCCAGGCUGUGCUGCCCAUGGAUUUGUCUGUGAUGGUACCAGAAUUUUAGUAUUUGGGGGAAUGGUUGAAUAUGGAAGAUACAGCAAUGAGUUAUAUGAGUUACAAGCAAGUCGUUGGUUAUGGAGAAAAGUGAAGCCCCAUCCCCCUUCUUCAGGUUUACCUCCUUGUCCUCGGCUUGGACAUAGCUUCUCUUUAUAUGGUAACAAGUGCUAUUUGUUUGGUGGCCUGGCAAAUGAAAGUGAAGAUUCAAACAAUAAUGUUCCCAGGUAUUUAAAUGAUUUCUAUGAGUUGGAGCUUCAGCAUGGUUCUGGUGUUGUGGGUUGGAGCAUUCCAGUGACUAAAGGGAUUGUGCCUUCUCCAAGAGAAUCCCACACAGCUGUUAUUUACUGCAGAAGAGAUUCUGGGAGCCCUAAAAUGUAUGUUUUUGGUGGAAUGUGUGGUGCUCGCCUGGAUGACCUAUGGCAACUUGACUUAGAAACUAUGUCAUGGUCAAAACCAGAAACUAAAGGGACAGUGCCACUUCCACGAAGCCUUCACACAGCCAGUGUUAUAGGAAACAAGAUGUACAUCUUUGGUGGAUGGGUUCCACAUAAGGGGGAAAAUAUUGAGGCUUCACCUCAUGAUUGUGAAUGGAGAUGCACCAGUUCAUUUUCUUACCUAAAUCUUGAUACAGCAGAGUGGACCACCCUCGUAUCAGAUUCUCAGGAAGAUAAAAAAAAUUCAAGGCCAAGACCAAGAGCUGGACACUGUGCUGUAGCAAUUGGUACGCGAUUGUAUUUUUGGAGUGGAAGAGAUGGCUACAAAAAAGCACUGAAUAGUCAAGUUUGCUGCAAGGAUCUUUGGUAUCUUGAUACUGAGAAACCACCAGCACCCUCACAAGUACAGCUGAUCAAAGCCACCACCAAUUCUUUUCAUGUCAAAUGGGAUGAAGUACCUACAGUUGAGGGCUAUCUUUUACAACUGAAUACAGACUUGCCAUACCAAGCUCCAUCAUCAGAUUCUUCAGCAUCACCAAAUAUGCAAGGAGUCAGGAUGGACCCUCACAGACAAGGCAGUAACAGCAUCAUUCCUAACAGUAUCAGUGAUACAAUGAACAGCACAAAAUCCGAACAUACAGCUAUGAAAGGAACUUCAGUGAAAAACAAACCAGAUCUCAAAGCAUCGACUGAUUCUAGUGCCAUUUUACAUUCAUCUUUGGCAACUAAUGCUUCUAAUCAUAAUAGUUCUGUGGUGGAUAUGUUAAGGAAAAGUGAAGGUCCUCACACUUCAGCAGAUAUAGGUGCUCUAAGUAGUUGCCUGGACUUAAGAACAGUAAUCCCCGAAACUUCUGUAUCCAGUACUGUUUCCAGCGCACAAACUAUGGUAACCCAGCAGACCAUUAAAACUGAAUCAUCCAGUACAAAUGGGGCAGUUGUUAAAGAUGAAACUUCACUAACAACAUUCAGUACCAAAUCUGAAGUUGAUGAAACAUGUGCACUACCUGCAGCUAAGAUCAGCCGUGUAGAGACACGUGCUGCAGCGACACCAUUUUCUAAAGAGACUACUUCAAAUCCAGUGGCCACAGUGAAAGCAGGAGAACGACAGUGGUGUGAUGUAGGAAUUUUUAAAAAUAAUACAGCUUUGGUGAGCCAGUUUUAUUUGCUGCCAAAAGGGAAGCAAAGCAUCUCAAAGAUAGGAAAUGCAGACGUACCUGACUACAGUUUACUUAAGAAACAAGAUCUUGUUCCAGGCACAGGAUACAGAUUCAGAGUUGCUGCCAUAAAUGGUUGUGGAAUAGGCCCUUUCAGCAAAAUCAGUGAAUUUAAAACUUGUAUUCCCGGUUUUCCUGGAGCUCCUUCUGCAGUCAGAAUUUCAAAGAAUGUUGACGGUAUCCAUCUUUCCUGGGAGCCUCCAACUUCACCUUCUGGAAAUAUUUUGGAAUACUCAGCCUACUUGGCUAUCCGCACAGCACAAAUACAAGAUAAUCCAAGUCAGCUUGUGUUUAUGAAGAUUUAUUGUGGUCUUAAGACAUCAUGUAUAGUAACUGCUGGGCAACUUGCAAAUGCACAUAUUGAUUAUACAUCCAGACCUGCCAUUGUGUUCAGGAUAUCAGCAAAGAAUGAAAAGGGAUAUGGACCAGCUACGCAAGUUCGAUGGCUUCAAGGUAACAAUAAAAAAGCACCUUUAAAUUGAUUUUUUUUUUUUUUUUACUGCAGCUGUUGUGAUGAUUAUUUAUUAGUAACUGGUUAUGAAGAUUUGUCAUUUAAAAGAGUAUUCUCUGACUGUAUUUCUAGCAGUUAUGAAUUUGGGUUUGUAAGUUGUUCUUAAAAUGUAUUUGCUCAAUUCUAGAUCCAAAUAAAAAUAGAAAAGAAGCAAAGCCUCUGAAAAUUAGUAUAUGAAUUCUUCUUUACAGUUAUAGCUCUUUUAUCAAGAAAAAUAGUAAAAUUAAGAUCAAAGCUAGAAGGCUUUAUUAUUCCAGUAUCUUUUCUAAGGGCCAUGUAACUCAGUCAUCCUAGAGUUAUUGAGAUGAUCCUCGUAACUGGCUGUUGUACACUGUGCUGUCUGUGUAGUGCAUGUUCUCUACACUGUAAAGGCCCUGUCUUUGAGCACUUCCUCUGACUUCAUUCUACAUGAGCAGUGGUCCUCUCACUAUCUUCUACUGGAAAAUACUUGUGAUACUAAUUUUAGUAGCCAUUUGAUUCAUUCUUUGUUGAUCUACAGUUAGCACAGAGCUUUAAGAAAUUCAAAAAAGAAAAGAGGCAAGUUCAGAAAUUCUGCUUUUGAAUUUUUAUCAUUUUCCAAGAAUCAUGGCAAAAUACAUAAAGAGAAUAGUGGGUUUUCUUGAUUCAUACCAGGUUGAUAUAUUGGAAUAUAUUUUUGGCCAAAGCACUUAUCUGGUCCUCGAUUUCCUUAUUAAUAGAUGAGGGAGUUAAAAGAGUUUAUCUUUAAAGGUCCCUUUCAGCACUAAAAUUCUGUAUUUUCAUCAGAAAUGAAGUAUAUCCCUAAACAUUUUAACAUCUGUCUUAAUGGAUCUAACUUUGCUUUUGCUGAAAUUAAAAUGUUCAUAAUUUAAAAUUCAAAGUGAAAGUAUAUGUCCUCCUUAUUGCAGAAAGAAAGAAGCACCUUAACAGAACACAAGUUUUUGAAAUAGUGUUUUAAACAUUUGUAAGAUUUUUGUAAAUGCUCUAAAUGUUUAUUUUUGCAUUGUUUUUACCUUGAAAUUGUAUAAACUUUUUUACAACAGAAAUAUAAGCAUUAGACAGCUUACUCAGGUUCCAUUAACAACCUUAAAGUUGCAUAUAGGCAUUAUGGAUACUCUGCUGUAGGUAACUUGUUUUAAACCUUUUAGGAAUUUCAUGUUUCCACUGCCUAUUCAAAUCUGGAAUGAAUAUAAAGAGCAAUAAUUGCAGAAAGGAUAUUUCAGACUAAGAGCUGCAGCGACUGCAGGGGCACAGGCCUAUCUUUUUAUACCAUAAAACCUUAUGCCAGUUUAGGUUGACUGAGUAGCUGUGUCCUCAAACUUCAUGUAUAGUACUCCCAGCAAGGAUGGAUUUGAUUGUGCAGAAUUGAUAUGUAUGUAUGUUCCAGUUACUAAUUUAAAGUGUAUAGAAUAUUUUAAUAUAUAAUUUUUGUAAAGAACUGGGAUUUUUAUACUACAGUAUUUGUGAUUAAUGUGUCUCACUAAUUAAGUUUCUCUUGAAGAAAAUAUGCAAACUGUUAAGACACAUAAUGAAUGAUUUCCAAACUCUAAAGGUAAAAUAAAUGCACUACUAUGGUGUUGUUAGAAUACCUUUUUUGUGACUAUAUGAAUCCUUAAUCUUUAAAUGUGUACUUUACAAACAAUGUUUACAAGGAGCUUUUCUGGUUUGUUAUCCCAGCACCUCCCUUGGUGAGAGCUUCAUUCUGCAUUUGUUUAACUCAUAUGCUUUGCUUUUAGCAUAUGCUUGCUUUUUUUGCACUAGUAGAAUUUUAACUUACCUCAUUAUUAUGUUUGUAAUCAUUUGUAUAGCUUCCAUAAUAUGUCUGAUAUAGGCGAAAGAAGUACUUAACCAAAGUUAAAAUAAAUGGUAAGCAAUUUUGCACAUAUUAAAUGCUAGGGUUUGCUGUGUAUAUGUGUGCAUUUAGUUAUAAAAAGAGUAAGAAUGGAAAGUUAUGUUUCAAGCCCAACUGUUUUAAUGAUUUAUUUGCUGUAUUAGGAAAAGGUCUGGCUUUUAACCCCUUAUUCGCUGCAUUAACAAUUUGCAUCUUGAAGCACUUCUCUUAAGGACAAGGAAUAAGUUAAUUUUGAGCAGAGAAUAGAGUAUUUGUUUGAAUGUGUACAUUUAUGCCUGUUUAGUAUUCUGUUUAGUUUAGUUUGCUUAAACGCCUCUGUUCUAGACUGGGAAGUGAGUAUGAACCUGUGGUUCUAAAAUAUGUCUUAUUUCUAGAGGGAAAGGCAGUCUUUCUAUACCAAGGGAUUUGUUAAAAUAACAAAUAUUUUUACUUUGAGCAUUAGUCCAGAUUCUUAACCAUGUUUUCGCAUUCGUAUCUUAAGUACUAGUCACAUUUAUCUCUUUGAUAAAUGAUUAGUGACUGCAAGAUGCCACUGAGAAAUCUCUGUGGCUUUGACAUUAAUAGUUAAUAAGAGAUCGUUGAGCUCUGUGUUUAUGAAUAGACUGGGUUAGGGUAAGUAACAAGAGAAGUGCAUUUAGCGUAUGUUUGGCACAUUUUCGAAGUGAGGAUCCCUUUGAGUAGCAGUGAGUUAUAAUAUGCAGCUAUCUUCCAUAAGAAGAUUUGCAUUGAGUUAAAUUACUUUCUUUAUUCCUCCCAGCUGGAUAAGCAAUUCAGAUACAUAAGCCUUUGUGCCACAGUCCUCUUCCUGGACUCUGCAGUUUUGGUUCACAUAUGUAGUAAAAAGAUUUUGCUGUUGCAUGCUCUUAGAACUAUGUUUUCUAAAAUACUGUAUUGGCUUCAUUUUAGUUUAGUAAACUGUUUGGCAAUUUAACUAGAAAUAGAGUAUUAUAAAAUCACUUUUAUCUGCAUUUUUUAUAAAACCAGAAGUAAUCUAAUUGCAUGUAUGAGGCUCCUCUGCCCAAUAACCCAGUUACAUAAAUAUAAUCAUCUACGAGAAGAUAAAACUGUUGAUCCAUUAUUUCAAAGAUUUGUAGACUAGCAAAGAUUUGUUAUAUACCUACUAUAACUGAAGGUAUUUUUAUUUUUAAAAGUUGCAGCAUUGUAGCUUAAAAAUAACUUGUAACAUUGGAUAUGAAGAGAUUAUUCGUAUUUAAAAGUAUUGUAGUCAUCUGGUCAUAAAUGAAGUAGGUUACAAAAUAGACUUGGUUUUGACCAUUUUAGGUAUAACUUAGUCAUGCUUUUGACAAUUUUAGGUAUAACUUAGUCAUGCUUUUGACCAUUUUAGGUAUAACUUAGUCAUGCUUUUCAAGACUAAGUUUAGGCAGUUAUAUGUAUUGUGUACCAAUGAUAUGUAAAAUAAAGCACCUUUUCUACUUAACCAGUUACAGGUGUUAUUUAUUUUGAACUACAUGGAAAAAAAUUGUGGUGGCAGAGUAAAUCUGUAGAAAUGUUGAUUUUAUAUCAUUCACUUAAUAUAAUACAGGCAGUCUCAUAAGGAAUGGAUUUGUCUAAAAACCUGUUUAGGAGUUAGUGGAUUGUGUGUGGGAGUUACUUUCUGAUAGAAAUGUAAACUUAUACUAACCUUCACUGUAGCUGAACUAGUACGCUUAAAAGUGAAAAAGGCAAAUGGCUCCAGCCUUCUGUCCUGCUACACCAUCGAAAUGGUCCUAGCAAAGGUCAGGGAUGACUUCUCAUUUCCCGAAACCAAAUUCUUUCAUGUAGUUAAUAUUGUCAUUUGAAACUUUUAAUCACUCCCUUGACACUGAUUUUUUCUGGUUUCCAUCAGAUUGUGCUGUCUUUGUUUAUGCACCUCCUUCUGUCUGCAGCCCCCCCCCCCUUCCAUCCCACCUGUCUCCAUUCGUAUUUUAAGAUUCACGUAAGUGUUGGCAACCUGAUGAAGCCUUUCCUGACAUACUCCAUUUCGAGGUAGAUUUGACCCCUUUUUCUUGUGUCCCACUGUUCUUUGUUAAAUCUUCUGUCAUAGCAACCUAAAAGCUGCUGUGUCCUUCAACUUGUUAGCACUGUUCCUCUCCCUCUGCCAGAUGGUGGGUCUUUAAGGCAGAGACUAGGUCUUUAUAUCUCUUCCAUAUCAGCCAUUUAGUUGGUUCUUAAAUAUUUUAACAAAUGAUUAAAGAAAAUUGUCACCUUUACAUCUCUCUCCAUAGUCUCACUGUCCUCCACAAAUUGGGAGGGAGGCUUUGAAAGGGAAAGAUUUUAUCAGGUUUAAUAAGCCUCUGGAGGAAAUACAAGCUCCACGUUUGUCUUACCCUACCCUGCUGUUACUUAGGUUCCUGAGAAAAGUUCUGAGAUAAAUAAGAGAUAGUCAUAUAUUUAUUAGGCUAGAAGUGAUUUAAUAUGGAUAUAUAGAUUUCAAGAGUAAGUCUUUGAUCUAAAAAGGUCUGAGCAUUUACUGAGAUUGGUGGGCAUUGCUAGAUAAUGAUUUUUAACAUUGAGUGACCAGGAAAUGAGCUAAAAAUGUUUCCAAAGUCAGACUGAUUCCAGUGGCUUUCCUAUGUUAAAUAGGUAGGUAGGAAAGCCCUACCGAUCUAUCUGUAAGCAUAAGAAACUGCUGGAGGACACAGAAUGCCAGCAUGGGAACCACACUGGAUUCUCUUACAUAUCAAGUCAGGUCACUGUUGUCCCCCCUCUGAGCUUAUAGGACAGGAUUCUUAAACUACUGGAAAACAAAAUGACACCUUCCUUCCAUGUUUCCCAAUUAUAGUUGAGAGUCCUUAUGUAUUUCUAGAACUCAGACUUUUUAAAAAUCAUACCUGGAAAAAUGUGAAUCACAACAUUCUGAGGAAAACAAUAAAUUUUAUAAACUGAUGAAAGAACAAGGAGCUAUAGCAGCCUCCUUAUUCAAAAUAGAUUUCUGUCUUCUACUUCUAAAUCUAUAUGAGGUAGCAGCUAGUGUUUGUUUUUGAACAUGGAGUGACUCUGUCCGCUAGGAAGUCAUGGUCCAGAAAGUGUCCCGCCGUGACCAAGAGGAUUAUCCCUUCUUCCUCCUCUCUGGAGAGAAAGAGUGGAAGUUCCCUCCUCAUUUCUCGGUUUCUUAUUGGAGAAGGGGGACAAAGCUAAAGGUAUAAUAAUUGCAUCCAGUUUGGCAAAGAUGUGGAUGUGCACUUAAGGCAGCAUAGCAUUUAAGAGAGCAAGCAGGGCUCUGGAGGCCCAACCUGCUGCUUGAUCUAAAAUCCUGCUGCCAGUUGCAGUUUAGCACCCCUGAUGGCAUUGUCUCUUCCAGCUUACAUAUAGGUAAGUUUUGGGGUCUUGUAACUGCCUGGGAUUUUAAAAAUAGCUGCAGUGAUGUCUGGAACCUUCUGAAUGUUUGGAACUUAGCUGGGGAGAUUGGACCUGAAGGAUACACUUUCUCCUUACGUAUUUCCUGGGAAUGUGUUGCCAGCCAUUUGCUGCUGGGCCUACUCUACCUCUUGCACCAACUCCCUAACCUAAGAUAAUAACCUUAGCCUGCCCUAAAAAAAAACCCCAAACAAACAAACAAAACCUUUAGCCUGCCUUGUUGGGUACAAGGGAUGGAUCCAACGUUUCAAGAUUUUUUUUUUCAAAUUUCUCAAUUACAUACCAAAAUUUAUAGCCAAUCCCCUGAAUCAGGCGAAACUGCACCUUAACUGUGUCUUGUUUUAUAUGCGAAAUGGCACUGCCAGCAAUGACCCUGACAAACACAUGGUUGCAAAAUUGUUAUAUUUGUGUGACCAACCUGGCACCUGUUAUUGAUCACUGUGGAGAAACAGUCACUAGCCACCAUGCACGGUCUGUAUUUUUGGAUUGCUGAACGCAAAUGCACUAUUAGGAGAAUGUGCCAAAGGGAACUUGUACUUUUGAAAGUCAACAGAAUUCUAUUAAGAGGCAGUGUCUUUGUCAGCUUAUUUUGAGGGUUGCAUCACCUAUCAUUUUAUUUUCUGCUUUAUACAAAUAAUUAUACCCAGUGAACAAAGUAGCCAAUUAACCAAAAUCAUGCCAGUGACUCUGAACCAACUUGGCAGGACAGUAUUGUAACACUGCCAUCUCACUAGGUCCUGACUCUCUGGAAGCCUAGUUAACUUCUGUGAAGAAUAACCCAUGUUCUUCCUUUUUUUUUUCAUGUUAUCAUAUACUUCUUCCCUCCAGUUACAAUAAUUGGCUGAUAUGCAAUGUAGAGUAGUGGCUAAAAUAACAGGAAAUGUUCCCUCUCUUUGUUGAUGAAAUUAUGUGUCACAUAACCUUAUAUCUUUUUCUUUUAAAAUGUUUGUUGAGAAUAAAUAAAAUCUCACAUGUAUUCAGUCUUCAGCUUAAGAACCAGAACACCUUCAGAUGUAUAGAAUCUGCCCCCUCUCCCUUGGUCUUCCCUCUACACAUACCACAUUGAGGUAAUUAUUCUGGAUUUUUUGUUAAUAAUUCCCUUGUUUUUAUUGUUCUACCAUCUAUCUUAAGUAUCCCUAGUAAUAUUAUUACUUAGAUUUACCUGUUUUUGAACUUUUAUGUAAAUGGUAUCAUGUUGUAUGUAUUCUUCCGUGGCUUUUUUCUGACAUUGUUUUUGAGAGUCUUAUUCAUGUUUAUGCAUGUUAAGUCAUUUGUUUUCACUACUGUAUAGUAUUCCAUUGUAUGACUAUACCACAAUUUGUUAAUCUGUUCUUCUGUUCAUAGAGAUUUGGAUUGUUGUGUCAGUUUUUGGCUGUUCUGAAUGAUGCUGCUAUGAGCAUUCUGCCAGUUACAAUGUAAGCUCCAUGCGGGCAGGGAUUUUGUUUUGUCUGAUUUUGUCUGUUUAACACAUUCACAAUGUCUCGAACAAUGCUGGCACAUGUAGAUGCUUAAUAAAUAUUUGAAGAAUGAGUGAAUUCUUGUACAUGUCUCCUGGUGCACAUGUGUAAGAGUUGCUCUAGGGCAAUUGUCAGUUUGGUCCAGGGACUCUGGAGGGCCCGAGGCCCUUUUAGGAGAGUCUGUGAGGGCAAAGCUAUUUUCAUAAGAAUAGUAAGACACAGAGUUCCUGUCGUGACUCAGUGGAAUCUGACUAGCAUCCAUGAGGACACAGGUUCGAUCCCUGGCCUUGCUCAGUAGGUUAAGGAUCCAGCAUUGCCGUGAGUUGUGGUAUAGGCCACAGACAUGGCUUGUAUCAGGUGAUGCUGUGGCUGUGGUGUCGGCCAGCGGCUGCAGCUCCAAUUCGACUUCUAUCCUAGGAAUCUCCAUAUGCCACGGGCACAGCCCUAAAAAGACAAAAAAGAGUAGUAAGACAUGCCUUGUCCUCUUUACUCUCCUUUUUCACAUUUUAAUAUUUCCCAGAUAUAUGAUGACAUUAUCACUCUGAUUGCAUAUCAAGUGUGUACCUGUGUAUUUUUGUUUGUGUUUAAUUUCUAAUGUGGUAAAUUUUGAUAAAUAUAACCCACAUGAAUAACAGCUCUUUGAGGUCCUCAAUAAUUUUUAAGCAUGUAAAGAAGUUCUGAGACCAAAUAUUUGAGAACUCAUGCCCUAAGAAGUAGGUUUUAGUUGGUCAUGCUGAACUGUUUUCUUUUUUUUGCUUUUUAGGGCCACACCUGCAGCAUAUGGAGGUUCCAAGGCUAGGGGUACAAUCAGAGCUACAGCUGCCGGCCUACGCCACAGCCACAGCAACACAGGAUCCCAGCCGCGUCUGCAACCUACACCACAGCUCAUGGCAAGGCCAGAUCCUUAACCCUGAUCUAGGCCAGGGAUUGAACCCACAACCUCAUGGUUCCUAGUUGGAUUCAUUUCUGCUGUGCCACAACAGGAACUCCCUGAACUGUUUUCUAAAGCAUUUAUACCAGUUACACUCCCACUUUUCAUGGUUGAGUGUCAUUGCAAACACUUUAAUCUUAGCAAACACUUAAUCUUGACUAUUUAUAUUUUCUAAUGGACAGUGAUUAUGUAGCAUCUUACUGUAGGUUUAUUUUGCAUUUCUCUAAUUACUCAUGAAAUUGAAUGUCUUUUCAUAUAUAAAUGUGUUUCUCCUCUGUGAAAUACCUAGUCAUGUCUUCUGCCCGUUUUUCUAUUGGGUGUGUGCCUUUUUUCAUUGAUUCAUGAUUUCUUUAUAUAUUCUGAAUGCCAGUCCUUUGUCAGUUAAGAUGUUUGUUGUUUGUAUUUCCUCCCAGUUUGUGUAUUAUCUUUUGUAUUUGUAUUAAAUUUGUUGAUUAGCUUGGAGAAAAUUGAUAGCUUUUCAGUAAUGAGUCUUCCCAGCCGAAAACAGUAUGUGUGACUCCAUUGGGUUUUCUUUUAUUAUCGCUCAAUAAACUUUAACAGUUUUUC